This is a messenger RNA of Rotaria sp. Silwood2, 1158 nucleotides long. The record is from the annotation of a GenBank genome assembly. NCBI's taxonomy places the organism in Eukaryota, Metazoa, Rotifera, Eurotatoria, Philodinida, Philodinidae.
AUGGAUGAGCAACAUCUGAAUGUAAAUGUUAGUCAAACAUCUCAUGAACAAAUUUUAUCACAACGAUUAAGUCAAUUAUCAUGUUCUCAGUCAUCUCAACAGCAGAACAUAAGCCAGUCGGAUAAAAUUCCACGGUAUUUAUCGAACAAGAAUGAGUCUUAUGAAAAAUUAAUUAACACACUUUAUUUUACAAUUAUAUCAACAAUAACUACUACAAUAACAUCUUCAGCUUCUGUACGAUAUGAGCAAGACUUACGACAAAUCGCUGAAUUAAUACAUAAAAUUAAAUCUCUAGAAAUUCUUCUAUCGUUAUGGAUGACUUAUUUAAAAUCUGGUACAGGUCAAUUACAUUUCAAUCAAAGAGGUCCAUCAGUUUGGCCUAAUCAAGUGAAAACAAUUAUUAAAAAAAUAAAUAAUAGAGUUGGUAAUGAAAAUGAUGCAUGUAUGCAAUUAGUCCAAGAACGUCUAGAUAAAUUCAGAACUAAAAUACAACAAUAUGAAAUACGAUUAGAUAAUCUAAAACAUCGUUUACAAGGUGAUAAAGAUACCAUCUUUCGUACUAUUGAAACAUUUAUUCAACAAAAUCAAGAAAAUUUUCAUCAAAAGAUUGAACAUAAAAUUAAAUUAGUUCAGUAUGAUUACAACGAUCGCGUAUUGGAACUUCAAUUUCUUGAACAAAAUCCAAAUGAAUAUUGUAUCAAAUUGUAUAAGCAUCUUUAUAAUGCUCGAUAUAAACAAGAUGUUACUAAAGAAGAAGUACAAUUAGUUAAAGAACGUAUCAUUCAUUAUAAGAAUAAUAAUCAUAAAUAUCGUCAACAAAUCAUCUCUCAUCCAACAUUUAUUAGUACGAGUAUGAAUCAAAUUCUUCAACAACAAAUAUAUGAUCAAUUAACAAGUGUGGUUGAACAAGCUAAAGUGGACAUGUUGAAUCUCUAUGUUAAAACAGCUGAAACGCAAAUGAAAACUUAUGACAAACAGUAUAACAAAGAAUUAGACAAAAUGUUUAUAGAACGAAAGCAACAAUCCUUAGCAGUUGAACAACAAUUAACUACUGCCAUGCUUAAUCUACUUGAAAAACGUGCUGAUAAUAGACAAAAACGUAUCAGAUGUGUAAAUCAAUUUAAAAUUCAUUGUCUUCAUUCGAACUCUAAUCAUUAA